This is a messenger RNA of Kogia breviceps (pygmy sperm whale), 2485 nucleotides long. RefSeq names its product RUN and FYVE domain containing 3 (gene RUFY3). NCBI's taxonomy places the organism in Eukaryota, Metazoa, Chordata, Mammalia, Artiodactyla, Physeteridae. Gene Ontology annotation, cellular component: neuronal cell body; cytoplasm; axon. Gene Ontology annotation, biological process: regulation of axonogenesis. The record is from RefSeq and is a predicted model, not a curated record. Gene Ontology annotation, molecular function: metal ion binding.
GGGAGGGGGAGGCGGGAGGAGGCGGCCGGUAGCGAGACCGCGCCGUCGGGCGGGGCCGUCCCUCCAGCUGGCUCGGACCCUGGCGGGGCGGGCCGUAGACGGAGCGGCAGAGCUCAGACGCCGGCCCGUAGCCAAGAAGAAAGGUGGCGGCGGCGCGGACGGGACGGGGCGGCGGCUCCCUGCCGUGACCCUCUGCUCGCCUGCCCAGGCCCAGGUGCGAGUCAGAGGCGGCGGCGAAGGAAGGAACGAGCAUGGCUGAGACCUCGCCGCCGCCCACUGCCGGCGCAGAAAGUUGCAGCGAGGAGCCGGCGAGGGGCGGGAAACAGCGGCUGGAGGAGCCGCGCCGCGCUCCAGCCGGGGGCGCGGACCGAGAGGACGAGGCGGGGCCGCCGCUGGCCUCCCCCCCGGGGCAAUCCGAGCCCGGCUCGCCGGUGGCUGCCCCCUUCUUCCUGCUCUACCCGGGCGAUGGAGGAGGCGCCGGCUUCGUAGCGCGGCCGCCGCCGCAGCAACAGCGCGCCUGGAGGACCCCGCCGUCGCCGGGCUCCCCUCUGCCCUUCCUGCUGCUGAACUACCCGAGCGGCGGCGGCGGCAAACACAAUCCUAAUUAUCUCAUGGCUAACGAACGCAUGAACCUGAUGAACAUGGCCAAGCUGAGUAUCAAGGGCUUGAUUGAAUCUGCUCUGAACCUAGGGAGAACUCUGGACUCUGACUACGCACCUCUCCAGCAGUUCUUUGUGGUGAUGGAGCACUGCCUGAAACAUGGCUUGAAAGCUAAGAAAACUUUUCUUGGACAAAAUAAAUCCUUCUGGGGGCCUCUAGAACUGGUAGAAAAGCUUGUCCCAGAAGCUGCAGAGAUAACAGCAAGUGUUAAAGACCUUCCAGGACUUAAGACACCAGUAGGCAGAGGAAGAGCCUGGCUUCGUUUGGCAUUGAUGCAAAAGAAACUUUCAGAGUAUAUGAAAGCUCUGAUCAAUAAGAAGGAACUUCUCAGUGAAUUCUAUGAACCCAAUGCCCUCAUGAUGGAAGAAGAGGGAGCCAUAAUUGCUGGUCUGUUGGUGGGUCUGAAUGUCAUCGAUGCCAAUUUCUGUAUGAAAGGAGAAGAUUUGGACUCUCAGGUUGGAGUUAUAGAUUUUUCAAUGUAUCUCAAGGAUGGGAACAGCAGUAAAGGUAGUGAAGGAGAUGGCCAGAUUACUGCAAUUCUGGAUCAGAAGAACUAUGUAGAAGAACUCAACAGACAUCUGAAUGCUACUGUAAACAACCUUCAGGCAAAAGUGGAUGCAUUAGAAAAAUCUAACACUAAACUGACAGAGGAGCUUGCAGUUGCAAACAACAGGAUUAUUACCUUGCAAGAAGAUAUGGAACGAGUUAAAGAGGAAAGCUCCUACAUAUUGGAAUCUAAUCGGAAGGGCCCUAAGCCAGACAGAACUUCAGAAGGGCAAGCACUGAGUGAAGCAAGGAAGCACUUAAAGGAGGAGACACAACUACGACUGGAUGUUGAAAAAGAACUGGAGAUCCAGAUCAGCAUGAGACAGGAGAUGGAACUGGCUAUGAAGAUGCUGGAGAAGGAUGUCUGUGAGAAGCAGGAUGCCCUGGUGUCUCUGCGGCAGCAGCUGGAUGAUCUCAGGGCUCUUAAGCAUGAACUUGCCUUUAAGUUGCAGAGUUCAGACUUAGGAGUAAAACAGAAAAGUGAACUAAACAGUCGCUUGGAAGAGAAGACUAAUCAGAUGGCUGCUACCAUUAAACAACUUGAACAAAGAUUGCGCCAGGCUGAGCGAGGCCGCCAGUCUGCUGAAUUGGACAAUCGGCUCUUCAAGCAGGACUUCGGAGACAAGAUCAACAGUCUGCAGCUGGAAGUGGAGGAGCUCACCAGGCAGCGGAACCAGCUUGAGUUAGAACUAAAACAGGAAAGAGAAAGAAGGUUACAAAACAACAGGAGCAUCCCAGGAGAGGGUUCCCAGAAGCCAGAACCCAAAACGGAUGGGAAGCACAAAAUUCAAGAGGAAAAUGUUAAACUAAAAAAGCCCCUGGAAGAAAGCCACAGGCUGCAGUCCCACCCUGUGAAUGAACAGGAUCAGCCGCUGCCCUCUGAAAAGCCACAGAUGUGUCAGCUGUGCCAGGAAGACUGCAGCCUCACAAAGAAUGUGUGUAAGAACUGCAGAGGAACCUUCUGUAAUGCCUGCUCAACAAACGAACUGCCUCUUCCUUCAAGUAUCAAGCCUGAGCAAGUUUGCAAUCCCUGUCGUGAGCUUCUGAUGAAACAAUAUUCCAGCAGCCCAUUGUAAGACGGGAGGCUGAGAUCUGGACCAAAAUGUCUCUACCUGUGUUAGAUGUCAGGAUCUCCUACAGCCCAAACUUUAGAAUCAACUCAAGAAUUGACAGGAAUGAUUUAAAUAAACCAGGUCCAGGGAGAAAAGGCAGUGGUUGGCAGUGCUGGAAUUUUGCUCAUUUUCUCUAAUGACUGUAUGAAUAAAAGUUACUCAGUUGA